GUUCUCAUGAAUGGUUUUAUAGGACAAGUUGUGAACAAUACGCCUCGAACUAUUUGGAACAAGAAAUUGCCUUUCUCUAGUUGGUUUGGACGGCACUUGUUUUCUCCAAAAGGUAGUCAUUCGUUCUCUACAUGUAUUGGAGCACUUCCAGUUUGUUUUCGCUCCGUUGCCCUUGUUUCAGCUAUCGUGGAUGGGAGUGUUGGAAAGUGUCGAUGGACCAGUUCUUUUAUAAUUUCUCACCGUUAUCAUUAUUUCAACGGUUGGAAGUUGGCCAAAUACUUUUAUAUUGUUGCUUUUGCCUCUGCUAUGUUGGUUGUAAUCGUUCUAUGGUGGAGAAGAAGAUUUCUAGUGAAGAAGUUGAUCGUUCGGAAGAGACCUUCAGUUAUAGAUAUAGGGCCUGCCAUCGCUAACUUUUAUGACGCAAGAUCCUAUUUGUGGGAGACUUUAUGGGGAGAGCAUAUGCAUCACGGGUAUUAUGGAGAAACAGGGAAAGAGAAAAAGGAUCGCAUCCGUGCACAAGAAGAUAUGAUAGAAGAGCUUUGGAAGUUUGCAGAAUUGGAUGACGUGUUAUCAACAGGUCCAGUUGUUCGCAUAUUGGAUGUUGGUUGUGGAAUUGGAGGUGCUGCACGUUAUUUGGCGAAGAAGGAUCCAAGCAUUCACGUCACAGGUAUUACACUCAGUAGGGCACAAGUUGAACGUGGGAAUGUGUUAACCAAAGCACAAAAGUUGGAAGAACAAGUGGAACUUGUAGUCGCCGAUGCACAUCAUAUUCCUUUUCCUGAUAAUUCAUUCGAUAUCGUAUGGAGUUUGGAAUCAGGCGAACAUAUGGCUGAUAAAUACUUGUUUUUGUCAGAAUUGUAUCGCGUCUUAAAGCCGAAUGGUAAGUUUGCUAUGCUGGUUUGGUGUCAUCGCAAAUGUCCUCCUCCACUCUCAGAUGAAGAACGUGUGAUAUUGUAUUCCAUUUAUGAAGCCUAUCGAUUGCCUUAUAUUUGUUCAUUGGAAGAACUUUCAAAUGUAACUUGGAAAGUAGGUAUGACAAGACUUAAAGAGGCAGAUUGGUCGGCUUCUGCAUUUCCUUUUUGGAUUCAAGUUCUACAAACUGCAUUUUCUAUGGAGGCAGUUGCAGAGUUGAGAAAAGCAGAUUGGGAUACAAUACGUUCAGUAUUUGCUAUUCGACAUAUGCUUCAAGCAUUACACAGAAAGUUGCUGGUAUUGGGUGCUUUAAGUGGAAUGAAAAGGUUAUCCGUUUGAGAGUUGAAAACAAAUAAAAAUGGUUUAUACAAC
This is a messenger RNA of Galdieria sulphuraria, 1284 nucleotides long. Its product is annotated as tocopherol O-methyltransferase. Bases 7 to 1251 code for a protein of 414 amino acids. NCBI's taxonomy places the organism in Eukaryota, Rhodophyta, Bangiophyceae, Galdieriales, Galdieriaceae. Gene Ontology annotation, molecular function: S-adenosylmethionine-dependent methyltransferase activity. The record is from RefSeq and is a predicted model, not a curated record. Gene Ontology annotation, biological process: methylation. The transcript has a single exon.